This is a messenger RNA of Babesia microti strain RI, 345 nucleotides long. RefSeq lists its product as hypothetical. The record is from RefSeq and is a predicted model, not a curated record. Lineage: Eukaryota; Apicomplexa; Aconoidasida; Piroplasmida; Babesiidae. The transcript has a single exon. The coding region runs from base 1 to 345 and encodes 114 amino acids.
AUGAGUUGGAAGGUUGUAGGCAUUAUCUCUAGCAUAAUGUCCACGUUCAACGUAUUUGUCGUGUUAAACAUAAUCCGCGUGAUAUAUUCAGACUUUGGGGCGCACGAAAUUUGUAAGAAUGAUGAUUGUAACGCUAAGGUUAUGUCUUGUAAAAUAGUUAUUUUGUUUCACGCUUCUUUGUUAGCGUUAUCAAUUGGCUACCUUAGCGGAUUUAUAACAUUUGAUCCUAUAAUAUACAUAAAGCGCAGUUUAGGGCUGGUGGCGAGCGAGGGGCCUGCUAGAGGAGGAGGGAGGUACAGACCACUGCUACAUAAUACGAGUGAUGAACUGUUUGAGCUCAAGUAA